This is a messenger RNA of Symsagittifera roscoffensis, 1617 nucleotides long. RefSeq names its product ATP-dependent (S)-NAD(P)H-hydrate dehydratase-like. The coding region runs from base 609 to 1529 and encodes 306 amino acids. Gene Ontology annotation, biological process: metabolite repair. The record is from RefSeq and is a predicted model, not a curated record. Gene Ontology annotation, molecular function: ATP-dependent NAD(P)H-hydrate dehydratase activity. The transcript has 2 exons. NCBI's taxonomy places the organism in Eukaryota, Metazoa, Xenacoelomorpha, Acoela, Convolutidae.
GAGUCGAAAAGGUGUCUCAGCAGCUACUGCUGCUGUAACCCAGUACUAUACUCAUCAGCUACCUAUCACUGCAUCUCUUCUAUCUGUCAAAAACAUUGCUUCAAAAUUUUGUUCCUAUGAUAAAAAUAGUGCUUCUACUCGCUAUAUGAUUCAGUGGCUUCGUUCAGACGACGCUCGCUCAAGCAACUCCGAAGCAAAAAUAACAACGAUGGUGCACAACGAUAACAGUGAACCGAGCAUUUCAAUUGAAUACACAGAUGGCACAAGGCUGAACUUGUUAGGAAAGCAUCUGAGAUUCGAAGAAAUGCAAUCUUUUUUCAUUCAGAACACUGAGCCUAAAAACGAAGCUGUCAAACGAGCGCAGGAGGAGGAGUUAAUGAAAUCAUCUGGAAAACUGAAAAAGUUUGCACGCUAAUAACUUAGUUUUUUAUAAGCGUUUGUUGACAUGAUGCUCAAUCAAAAGUUCGUUUUGGUAAGUUAUUUUGAAAGGCGGGAUAUGGUUUUUAUUUGAAGCUAGUUGCUUGCGCUGAAAAUCUCGUAGCAAUGAAUUGUCGCAAAUCUUAAGAAAGCGACAACCAUGAAGGUAGAAAAAAAAGUUUCAGAUAUUUAUGACAUCUGAUCUUACUACAAGUGAAUGCGAAUCUGAGAUGUUGGGGCAUUUCAAGAAGUGUGUUCCAAAGCUGACACAAACACUUCACAAAGGUCAAUGUGGAAGAAUCGGAGUGAUUGGUGGCUCUCAUGAUUAUUCAGGAGCUCCCUACUAUGUAGCCAUGACAGCAUUGAGACUGGGAGCUGAUUUAUCUCAUAUAUUUUGUACCAAGGAAAUAGCGCCGUCGAUUAGGUCUUACAGUCCAGAUAUUAUAGUUCACAGUACUUUGGAUUCAGGUAGAGUAGAGGAUACAACUCAGUGGUUCAACAGGUUGCAUGCAAUAGUCGUUGGACCUGGACUAGGUAGAGAUCCGUCUAUUUUUACUGCUGCUCUCAAGGUAGUCGAAUCUGCGAAGCAACAAAACAAGCUUUUAAUUUUUGAUGCUGAUAGUAUCCAUUUGCUUGCUCAAAAUCCUUCGCUGUUUACAAAUUAUCCACGUGUUGUUUUAACGCCGAAUAAAAUGGAGUUUAAAGUACUGCUCAAAGCUGCAGGAAUAGACGAAAAUGAGAACUCGUGUGAUAGUUUGAAGACUGUUUCUGAGUUCUUCGGAGGGUGUUCGAUUCUCCUCAAAGGAUCCGAAGAUCUAAUUUACAGUAAAGGUGAAAUUAAAACUAGUGAUUUUGAAGCCGGGCUUUCGAGGUGUGGCGGACAAGGUGAUUUGUUAUCAGCAGCUGUUUCGCUUUUCGUUCACUGGGCCGACAGUUACAGUCAGUCGAAUCCUUCGCCUAAGUUCGAUCCAUUUAUGAUAGGUGCUUAUGCAGCCUCAGCUUUGGUGAGAGCUACAAGUCAUAAGACGUUUGAGCAAUUCGGACGGUCAAUGGUGGCGUCAGAUAUGCUCCAUAAUGUACCAAAAGUGUUUGCAAAGAUGUAUGAAAUUUGAUUAUUGAGCCAUCAAUCGGUUAACUGGUGCUAAAAUGUUUUUGUUUUCGAGGCUAAAUAAUGUCGAAAUAAACGAAGCGAUUGUUUAG